This is a messenger RNA of Bactrocera latifrons, 1232 nucleotides long. Its product is annotated as mitochondrial amidoxime reducing component 2-like. The transcript is spliced from 4 exons. The record is from RefSeq and is a predicted model, not a curated record. The coding region runs from base 152 to 1153 and encodes 333 amino acids. Gene Ontology annotation, molecular function: molybdenum ion binding; catalytic activity; pyridoxal phosphate binding. NCBI's taxonomy places the organism in Eukaryota, Metazoa, Arthropoda, Insecta, Diptera, Tephritidae.
UUUUGCCCAUACGCUGAAGACAGAUGCACUAGUGUUCUCUCUGCGAUGUUAAAUGUAUUACGGGAGGCGUACAAGCAGUGACAGCGUGAUUCGUGAUGACCGAUUGAUUAAGAAAUAAAAAAACGAUCAGAAAUCGAACUCAUUUACACAUAUGUAUACUAUACACAAAUUAGUAGUAGAAAUGCGGUCGUUGGGAGUUAUCGCUUGGGCUGGCCUUAGCAUUGGCGCUGUCGUGGGUGGCAUUACAAUUUGGUUGGCAAACCGCAAGCGAAACAGCAGACGUCGCCAACUACCCAGAGCUGAUGAAUGGCAACAUUUGGGUACACUGAAAAUAAUAAAUUUUUACCCCGUCAAAGGGGGUGCGCCCAUAAGACUGGAGCAAGUAGAAUGCUCUGAGUUGGGUCUGCAGUCCAGCGGCGUUUGGGAUCGUUGCUUGGUGGCGUACGAUAAGUGUGGCGCAGUGGUAUUUGCUGGCUCCUAUCCACGCAUGCUCAGUGUACAUCCCAAGAUUGUGAGUGAGAAAGUAUUGCGUUUGGAAGCGCCAAAUAUGCCACCUAUAAUUGUGGACCUGAAUGAGUUACUGAGGGAACCAUAUGCAGUUUUAGAAAAACGAAAAAAUGACAAUGUGAAGCGUUUGGUAGAAUGUCCAGCCGAACACCAUGAGUGGCUCUCACGCGCUGUGCUCCAGCGUGAGCAUGGGUUGCUGCUGUACGUGAAAUUACAACCGAAUCCGGGAGAGAAGCUGGAUAUUGCUCCAGUUAUGGUAAUGCACGAACGUUCCGUGCAAGAGCUGAAUGAACAAUUGAGCGGUAAAACGAAACCAGUGGAUUGUCAACAGUUCCGUGGUAAUAUCGUGGUCGAUAGCAAUGCGAAUGUACUACCGUACAGCGAAGAUAACUGGUUCUGGUUACGGAUGGGUGUAGAUGUUGAAAGCUCGGUAGUUAUGCGCUACAACUCGGACUGCUUGCGUUGUAUUUUGGUAAAUGUGAAUGUGGAGAAUUAUACGAGAAACCCUGAUUUCGAACCGCUAAGAACGCUAAAGAAAUAUCGGCUGCGUCAAAAUCCUAAAGAACCGUCCAUGGGUGUUUAUUUUGAUGUUUAUAAAUGUGGAACUCUGAAGAUUGGGGAGCAAAUCUACGUCAAUUAUGCGUAAACAAAAUGUAUAUAGAAAUAUUUAUAUAUAUAUAUUUACAUUCCUCAGUAAAAGAGUCUUUCAAAAUAUUACAUUGUCU